AUGUGGAAACCACACGCUUUUGUCCGUUCACUCUCCCUCCUACAUUUUCUUUUUCAUCUCCACUCGGUGCUGCCUCUGGUCUCUGCAAAAGGAUCCAACACAACCACUUGGAACACUCUCUCUGUUCCUUUGCUCUUCAUUGUUGAGUUCGAGAAAUCUGUUUUUGAAUACGGAAAUCCACCGUUGGUCAUAGCUCGUGGUGGUUUUUCAGGGUUAUUUCCUGAUUCCAGUAGUAAUGCCUAUAAAUUUGCAGUACAAGCUAGUUUUAAAAAUGUCAUUUUAUGGUGUGAUGUGCAGCUAACGAAAGAUGCGCAGGGGAUCUGCAUCCCAAACAUCAAGCUCGAAAAUGCUACUGAUAUUGAUAAAAUUUUUGAAAAUAAUAGAACCAAUUACAUAGUUAAUGGUGUACCAACCAAUGGCUACUUUUCUGUGGACUACACCCUCAAGAAGCUGCGUUCCAAUGUCAUGUUGAUUCAGGGAGAUUUCACUCGAUCAAGCAGUUUUGAUAACACUGUCUUUGAAAUUCUUACUGUGGAUGAUGUGGUUACAACAGCAGCACCGCCAGGAUUGUGGUUGAAUAUACAGCAUGAUUCAUUCUACACACAGCACAAUCUGAGUAUGAAAAGCUUCGUACUUUCUGUUUUCAAAACAGUAAAUGUCAGUUACAUCUCAUCACCUGAAGCUGGUUUCCUGAGAAGUAUAAAGGCAGACAUCAACCCAAAAAUAACAAAACUGGUCUUUAGGUUUAUGGGAAAAGAUGAUGUAGAUCCAUCAACCAAACAGACUUAUGGUUCGCUGUUAAAAAAUCUAACAUCUAUCAAGACAUUUGCUUCAGGAAUUCUUGUUCCCAAAGAUUACAUAUGGCCUGUGGAUCCAAUAAGUCAUUAUCUGCAUCCACAUACAUCUUUGGUCUCCGAUGCGCACAAAGUGGGGCUGGAAGUCUUUGCUUCAACUUUUCUGAAUGAUAUUCCAAUCAGCUAUGAUUACAGUUAUGACCCUGUUGCCGAACACCUGAGUUUCAUUGACAAUGGAAACUUCUCUGUUGAUGGUGUGUUGUCUGACUUCCCCCUAACAUCAUCUGCAGCUAUAGACUGCUUUGCUCACAUAGACAAUGCUCCAAAGAAAGUUAACACUUUGGUCAUCUCAAAAUAUGGAGCAAGUGGAGAUUAUCCUCCUUGUACCAACUUAGCAUAUGAAAAAGCUAUUUCAGAUGGUGCGGAUGUUAUUGACUGUCCUGUUCAGAUGUCGAAAGAUGGAAUACCAUUUUGCUUACGAUCUAUUGAUCUUCGCGAGAGCACAACUGUCGAUCAAACAAUUUUCAGCAAACUUAGCAAAUCUAUCCCCGAGAUCAAAUCUGACGAGGGAAUAUAUACAUUCGACUUGGAAUGGAAUAAUAUAACAAGCUUGACCCCCACAAUGCUGAACCUGUUUAAUAACUUCCAACUAUAUAGAAACCCAAGAUAUAACAGAAACGUGUCAUUGUUAACAUUGUCAGAGUUCUUGAACUUGACAAAAGGUCAUACUUCCCUAUCAGGUGUUGUGAUCAUCAUUGAGAAUGCACCCUAUCUUGCAAGGAAUCAAAACUUAAGCGUGAUUGAUGCAGUCAUUGAUACUUUGAGCAAAGGAGGUUAUGAUAAACUAGGGACUCCAAACGUUAUGAUUCAGUCCACUGAUAGUUCUGUACUACUGAAAUUCAAGGAGAAAACCAAGUAUGAACUUGUCUACACGAUUGAUGAGGUAGUUAGUGAUGUUGUGGAUUCAGCUAUUUCCGAUAUCAAAAGUUUUGCUCAUGCUGUACUUCUCAAAAAGGUCUGUGUGUACCCGAAUAAUGAAGAAUUCCUCCUGACUGGCUCUACAAAGAUUGUGCCGAAGUUCAAAUCUUCUAAUCUCUCCGUUUACGUACGAACAUUCCACAACGAGUUUGUAUCUCAGGCAUAUGAUUUCUUAUCAGAUGCAACUGUGGAGAUCAACACGUUUGUUCAGGGUGCUGGAAUUGAUGGUGUCAUCACAGACUUCCCACAAACAGCCAAUAGAUACAGAAGGAACAGAUGCUUAAAUUUGGGUAACAGCACACCUCCUUACAUGAAACCAAUUGAAGUAGGUGGCCUUUUACAACUCGUAGACAAAUCUUCCUUACCACCAGCUAUGGCUCCAGCCCCUACCCUGACUGAAGCUGAUGUUACAGAACCCCCUUUGCCUCCUUUUUCUAAAAUAGCCCCAUCUAGCCCUUUUGCUGGAGCUGGACCUGGACCAGAGGCACAACCACCACAAAAUGCACAGGCAAAGGUUGAUGUCUGCUUCUUCAUGUCCUCUCUGACUGUGCUUGUAGCUUCUCUUCUACUUUGA
This is a messenger RNA of Sphenostylis stenocarpa, 2346 nucleotides long. NCBI's taxonomy places the organism in Eukaryota, Viridiplantae, Streptophyta, Magnoliopsida, Fabales, Fabaceae. The record is from the annotation of a GenBank genome assembly.